Molecule: messenger RNA, 2983 nt
Organism: Pseudogymnoascus destructans
Lineage: Eukaryota; Fungi; Ascomycota; Leotiomycetes; Thelebolales; Thelebolaceae
Exons: 2
Coding region: 257-2647 (796 amino acids)
Molecular function (GO): protein binding
Source: RefSeq, a predicted model, not a curated record
GCGACAACUCAUAUUCUAUGUCUAUUGCAGAUUCACCAACUGAUCUUCACGUCAUCCACGCCUUUGGUUCGUACUCACAUUUAGUCGCGGUGGUGGAGGCCGCGGUGGUUUGCGACAGCCCCAACUGAUCUGCGUCUCACUUCGACUCCCCGCCCGCGGCCACUCAAGCCGGUUCCGACGGUCACUACAUUGACGUCGCACCACUCACUCGAACGUCGGUUCACGAUAAACACACUCUCGUCGUGUCCCCCCGGCGAUGAGGGAAACGAUCGUCAUGUCCGGCAGUCUAUCGGGGAGCCCUCUGGACGGGGAGCUCAGCCCAACCUUCGACGACGACAACCAUAAUGGUGUCAGCAUCUUCGCUGGACCACCUCAUAUGCUCGAAAGCGGGGAAACUCAGCCUGCGGGGCUUGAAAUACAAGAACCGCCAUCCACCCCAGACGAAUCUGCGCCAUAUCCCAUGAGUGACGACGAGGGGGGAAUGCUGUCAGAUGGCGGGGUUCAGCUGGAUAUCAGUCAAGCUCAUACCGAGUCCGUUGAUCCCGACACAGAUAUGGCUCUGCCCGCCGAGGAAAACUCCAAUUUACUUUCAAUUCCACAAAUGCAUGUCAUCUCGGAGCAUGGCACCACCAAUAUUGCCGUCGGAUUAGAGUCGGACACCAUGCAACCCUCGUGGCCACAGGAACACGGCCCUGGUGUGGCUUAUCAGAUUUUGAACCUAUUAGAUGAGAUAUCAGGCUUAACACAACAAAUACAGCAUACUCAGGACGAGCAUCCAGAACUGCAACAUAUCGAGCAACAAAUACAUGACCUGCAACAACUUCAAACCUUGCAACACAUCCAAGGCGUACAAGAGCAAGGCGAGCAGCCAACGAUACCACACGGGGUGGCUUAUGAUCAAGGUUCGAUGCCUACCGUAUCCAUGCCUCUCAAUGCGGAAGACUCGGGUGCCGUUCCAUCACUCUUGGAACCUGGUGGCCAGGCUUUAACUCAUGUUUUGCACAUUCCUCCACCAGUGAAUACUUCAACACAGUCUGGUAUUGCUGGCAUCUUUGAGGUCAUGAAUGGCGUUGAUAUACCUUUCAAUGCUCCUCCAGCUAAUACCGUACAAGUCGACGAUGCACAUGACAACAUGACGCUAUCUGACUUCCUGUUCCGCUGGAGCCUCACUAUCAGAUCCGAAUCGAGGAAGGCAAACAGAGGCCCUCGAUUAGAGCGUUUGCGCGAGUUCGGAACAUCCAUGCCAACCGAAAUCCGAAGGACGGAUUUGCGAGGCGAAAGGUGUGAUAUCCAGGGGAUAAACUGGAAAAAACUGGAGGUCAAGCGACGAGACGCGAGGAGGAUGCGGAUCGCGAGUUAUAAGAAUUAUCACAACUUAACUCCACCACCCUGGCUGUCGCAUGUUCUCAGCGACUCGUAUAUCCAGGACGACAGCAAAGAUUUUUUCAAGUUUCGCCGGAUGAAUUUUAAGCACAAGAUGGACCUCCCUCACUUUCAAUUGCGGAACCUUGUUGCCUGCACCUCUAGGAAUAACGUUUUCCUGGCCGGAUCAUAUCGCGUGAUCCAGACAAAUCCUAAUUACGGACAGCGUUGCAUUGCAAUGAACCUUUCCGAGCCAGAAGUUCAGCCUACGCACGGGCCGCCCUGGGGUGGCGUUCAAAUAUCGACUCUUGCUGCCAACCAUGGUGUUCUCAUUGCCGGCGGCUUUCAUGGCGAAUAUGGCAUGAAGGCAUUGAAUCAACCAGACUCCAAGCACAUCGAGGGGCUUGUUGUAGACCAUCCGAACUGCAUAACAAAUCACAUCCAAAUCAACCUCAGUCGUCAGAGCGGAGUUCCCGAAGCCGUCAUUGUUUCAAAUGAUAACGGAAUCCGCACACUGGACUGCACCACCAAUAAGUUCACAAGGUACCACCACUAUGAACAUGCCAUCAAUUGCUCAGCCCAGAGCCCAGACCACCGACUCCGAGUGCUUGUCGGAGACACUUGUGAUGUUAUGAUCUGCAAUGCCGAAACAGGAGAAAUUCUUCAGAGGCUCGAAGGGCAUUGUGAUUACGGAUUUGCCUGCGACUGGGCAGAUAACGGAUGGCACGUCGCAACCGGAAACCAGGACAAACUAGUCAAAAUCUGGGAUGCCAGGAUGUGGAAAACAAGCCACGGAGAGGCUAACCCAUUGGCAACAAUUUCCUCGACAAUGGCCGGCGUGCGGAGCUUAAAAUACUCCCCGUUAGGGAGUGGCAAGAGGGUACUGUUAGCAUCGGAACCUGCAGACAUCAUAUCAGUCAUUGAUGCUGAGACAUAUGAGUCAAAGCAGACGCUCGAUCUGUUUGGAGAAAUUGCUGGCACCGACUUCUCCCCAGAUGGGCAAAGCAUUUUUGUCGGCGUACACGAUAACUCUAGAGGUGGGCUCAUGGAGUUUGAGAAGUGCGGAUUUGGUCGGUCAUACGAACAUGAAAACAUUUUCCGGAAACGAGAUCGCGAGGUUGACAUGUAUGAUAGUGAGGAGGUCGAUGAGGACAUGAAAGAUAUGGCGGCCGGGCUAGACUGGAAGAGAUCAAUGUCGGAUGUGGUUGCUAAUCCAAAAUCUAAACGCACUGCAAUGCAUCGACGGAGACGAGCAGCUAAACUAGGGGAUCUAGAGGCUUACUGAACUGGAGUUAUACAUAAGGGAGACGAUGCAAGGGAGAAGGUGCCGAUUGUUACUAUCAACAACGGUUUGGACGAUACGAUGCUAUGACACAAUCAUUUUUCGCGAUAUCACAAUCAUUUUAAUCAAGGGGCGCUUCAAGGAGAUGAUACUAGGGAAAGGCAUGGACAUAUACAGGGUGGUGGUUGGUGAGGCUUAGCAUUUUGCGGCGUUUUCAACAACUGGAGCACAAUGGCUCGAGGAGCCCUAAAACAUGGGCAGCUACUAUUGUUCUCUACAUGGGUAUUUUGAUUCGACGGGGAUAAAAUAACACUUAAAAUAAUAUCAAUUUAUGACGAG